Heterobasidion irregulare TC 32-1 is the source of this 426-nucleotide messenger RNA. RefSeq lists its product as uncharacterized. The transcript has 3 exons. The annotation marks the transcript as partial. Lineage: Eukaryota; Fungi; Basidiomycota; Agaricomycetes; Russulales; Bondarzewiaceae. The record is from RefSeq and is a predicted model, not a curated record.
CGUAGGUCUGGGCUAAGGUCCAGUGGUACUACUCCGGCGCUGACGUCGCCAACGACACCGACACAGACCGCACACGCCCCCCAAAAAAGCCCCGCCAACAUCCAGGCCAGCUACGGCCGCUACGAGCGCCUGCGCGCCGACGAAUCCGACUACGACUACGUCGCGCAUACCUCCUUCAACGGCCCCACGAAGAUCAUAGAGCACCGCGAGGCGGACAUCGAGCAGCCCCAGAUCGCCGAUGGCGAGUUCUACGUCCGCCGCGCGUACUCCCGCCUCUCCAAGUGUGCCACCGUGAGCCCUCACCCUCACCCGUCGCCCUCCCGAUCCUCACAAACCCCCUCAAAUCCCCACACAUUUGAUGUCAUAACCAACGCCAGUAAGUGGACUAUUUUCACGACCAGCGCCCGUAGGGAGAGGUCAAUGUAG